Trachymyrmex septentrionalis is the source of this 1303-nucleotide messenger RNA. Its product is annotated as tyrosine-protein phosphatase Lar-like. Lineage: Eukaryota; Metazoa; Arthropoda; Insecta; Hymenoptera; Formicidae. The record is from RefSeq and is a predicted model, not a curated record. Gene Ontology annotation, cellular component: neuron projection membrane. Bases 324 to 1187 code for a protein of 287 amino acids. Gene Ontology annotation, biological process: synapse organization. The transcript has 7 exons.
UCGCCGUCAUGAACGAGCUUCUUCUCUGGUCGCGCUGCGGCUGGCUUGGUUAGUGAUCGUGACGAUUUUAACGGCGGCACUUUAAUUACAAAUGCACCUUUGCACCAGUGACAGAUAGUGCAAUUACGAUUGGAGUUAAGAAUCAUCAUUUGGAAGCUAGAGGGACGGAUAGAAAAAGUAGAAAACAGCGGGCGUCCUAUACUUGACGCGCUUCUGCCAACGAUGUUCAAGUAGGACGAUUCCUGGUGAUUGGCGAUAGCACUGUUCUAACGCACGGAAGGCGCGUAUUAUGUGAGGAGGAAACCGCGACGAGGGAAACGAAGAUGUCCGCCGUCAGCGUCGUCGCAUGGUUGCUUGGCGCCGUCGCUUUAGCUGCGAUUAAUAAUGAAGUACACUGCCACAACAUGCCAUACGGCGGCAGCGGCAAGAACAGCGACACAUACAACCAGAACGCUCUGGAGGAGGCCACACGAUCGGGACCGUAUUUCGACAAAUCGGCCUCGAAGAACGUGACCGCCCUGCUCGGAAAGACCACGUACCUCAACUGCCGUGUCAAAAAUUUGGGGAACAAAACGAUGACGCUACAAGUAUCGUGGGUACGGCACAGAGACGUCCAUUUGCUCACAAUUGGCCGUUACACGUACACGAACGACCAGCGAUUUCGAGCGAUCCACAACGCUCACUCGGACGACUGGACGCUUCAAAUAAAGUAUCCACAGCAUCGGGACAGCGGUAUUUACGAGUGCCAGGUCUCCACGACGCCCCACAUGAGUCAUCUAGUCCAUUUAAAUGUAAUCGAGCCAAAGACCGAGAUUUUAGGUGCGCCGGAGCUAUUCAUCAAUCGAGGUAGCACCAUCAAUCUCACGUGCGUCGUCUUGCAGAGUCCAGAACCACCCGCCUACAUUUUCUGGAAUCACAACGAUGCGAUAAUCAGCUACGACUCGAGCAGAGGCGGCGUCUCCGUGGUCACGGAGAAGGGUGACAGCACGACGAGUUUCCUCUUGGUGCAAGAAGCGAAGCCGUCGGACUCGGGACGGUACACUUGUAACCCCAGUAAUGCUCAACCGAAAUCGAUCACCGUACACGUACUCAACGGAGAGUAUCCCGCGGCAAUGCAGCACGGCGGUCAGGCCAAACAACCGAGGCUGUACUCCCUUCUGCUCUGCCUGUGUCUGCUACUUUACUAAUUGCUCCAUUCCAUCGCGCAUUUUCGAAGGGAGAAAUCAGAAGGCACUUCCCAGAAAGCGAAGAAGAAGAGAGCGAACGAAAGAACGAGCGAAUGAGAGAAUGUAUGAAAGAGAAA